AUGACGCAAGAUGUAUUGGUUAUAGUAUGUGGGCUUUUGGCUCUUGUAUAUUUAGGGAUCUACUCAUUACACUAUUUUCAAGAUGUGCCUGAUUUGUAUUUACAAGAACAGUCAAUUAUGGAACCCACUCGAUUAUCCAAUGAAUCGCCGAUUUAUCAUUCCAACAAAACCAGUCACAUAAGAGUCGGGUUGGAUAUUAGAUACGAUUCGUAUAAAUUAAGAAGUGGGAACUUGAAUGAUAUUUGGGGAAUAGCGAUUCAGUUUGCCAAAAAGGGCGACAGAGGUAUAACCAUUGACAAUGAUUUAAUUACUAUUGGAUACAUUAAUUACUGUAUUGAAAAUUUACAAUUGGGUUCACACAAAGUUAUUUCUAUCCCUAAGGACUAUAAAAUUGAUAGUAAGUGGUUGGUUGUAUUGUUUGUUGGAUUUGUUAAGCAAUUGACUGUUGAAUUUUAUAUCGACAAGCCAACUUCUGAUAAUGCCAUUGAUAUUUCUAAGCUAAACCUCCCAUCUUCGCCGCAAAAAAGUUCUUACGAGUUCAUUAAUAAAUAUACACCAGAGAAGGAUAGAGGUAUUGCCAUUAGAUUACACAAUCAAAUAUCACAAGGAAUAAAAUCUAUUGUUGAUUUUACACAAUUGAAUGUAGUCAGUGGAGUUGCAUCUACAAUUAAACAUUUGCCAAAUUCAGAUCUUUACAAAAAUUCAAAAUUGGUGAUUGUGUUGAGCAAUUCGACCAACGAGGAUAUCACCAACUUGAUUGUUAAAUUAUUGACGGGGCUAAUAUUGAAUUGCACCAUAACCAUUUGUGACAAGUUUUCCGAAGUCGAUUCUAAUGCGGCAAUUAUUUCCGUCCCAGAACUGAAAUUGCAGUUUGUUAGCAAUGAGAGUGAUACCAUUAUAGAAAGGUUUCAACGAUACUUGUUAACAAAAGGUAUAUUUCCAUUUAAAAAUAACAAAAAGUUAAUUUACAUUGGCACUUCAAUCAAUAAGAAAUCUGCAUUAUCGUUGUAUGAUUUGAAUACAAUUAGAAUCCAACACCAAGCUAGAGUUGUGAAAGAAUUAUGUUAUUAUAAUAUUGUUGGUCCUGUUAUCCUUACUGAUUACUAUGAUUACCGACAAUUCAAUAUCAAAGUCAACAAAGUUGGGUGUAUUGCCCAAUCGUUGGAAAUUAAAUUAAUCAAUUUACAGGAUAAGUGGGGGAAUCUACUGGUCAGAGGAUACACCAUUGGUAAGACUUUGAAUGUUGUUAAUGGCCAACAAGAAAAGUUGCAACCGAAGGACAACGAUGGAUUUAUGCCCAUAAGCAUAGUUAAGGGGAAAUGGGGUAGUGAUGGUUGUUUAUAUGUUUUAUGA
Messenger RNA from Candida dubliniensis CD36, 1353 nucleotides. RefSeq lists its product as uncharacterized. The transcript has a single exon. The record is from RefSeq and is a predicted model, not a curated record. NCBI's taxonomy places the organism in Eukaryota, Fungi, Ascomycota, Pichiomycetes, Serinales, Debaryomycetaceae. The coding region runs from base 1 to 1353 and encodes 450 amino acids.